AUGAUAUCAUCAACGACCACGACGAUUUACGCGCUUCUGUUGUCCUCGAUAUCUGUUGGUGCGGCUGGAGCUCAUAACAGAUUCGGAGUAGGAGCACACAGAAGACAUCACGCUAGAGCUGCUGCCGCCACUACCACUUCUGUGGAACGAUCGACGUCUGUCGAGCAGAUAACAAGAGAGAAAAGAGAAGAUGAAUGCACAUUGGGUGCUUGGAAAUGUGUUGGAUCGGUGUUACAGCGGUGUUAUAAUGAUCAAUGGAAUUUCGUCACGAAUUGUACUGGAACUGAUAUCAUCUGCUCUGACGGGCUAUACACCACCGGAUGCGUAUGGACAUGGUCAGUCGAGCAGAACGACGACGCCAACGAAUCAGCAACUUCUUCACCACCUUUCACUUCUUCCAUUACGGUCACUCCUACCUCUUCCGCUUCGGACUCAUUAUCAACCUCGGCAGACGUACCUUCGGUUUCGAUAACCAACGUGAACCUUGCUGUCGAACCUACUGCUACUGCUACACCUGAAACCGACGAGGAAUGCGAUGAGGAUGAUGAGGAUCAAGACGAAGAUGACGAUGAUGAGUAUUGCGAUGAUGAUGAUGAUGGAGCUUGGGAGGAAUACAUGUCUUCCGCUACUUCCGUGCCUUCUACUACUGCUACUUCAGCUACAUCUCUAUCGACUGCUGCUGCCUCAUCACCAACGUCUGCUAUCGGAGGUGAAUUGAUCGCUGGUGGUGAUGAAGAUGACGAUACCGAAGGUGAUGAAGAAGAAUGCGAUGAGGACGACGAAGAAUCCGUUGAAACCGAUUCCGCUUCUCCUGCCACCACUGCUUCCGCCACAGCUACUUCCAUCAUAGGCGGACAGCUCUGGGCUGGUGAAGGAAACUCGGCUCCUACCUCGACCCACGAUUGGUAUUCAUGGGACUCUGCUUCAACAACCAGCCAAGAUUGGGAUACAUGGGAUCAAGCUACCGCUGCACCUACUUCGACUAAUCAAGACUGGAACAACUGGGACCAAGCCACUUCUACCGCGUCUUCCAGUCGGGGUCACGGAAAAGGAAAAGGUCAUAAAUCAUCCUCCGCCGAUUGGGCCGCCUCAACUUCAUCAUCAUGGGAUCAAUCAGCAGAUGUUGGUGGGUCUAGUGACAAGUGGUCAACCGCUACUACAACCAAUUCAUGGGAUGACUGGUCCGGACAAGCUACAGCUUCUUCUGCUGCAUGGGGCCAAUCCGGGAAAGUAUCAGCUACGGCUAGUGCAUCAGCUUCCGUCUCGUCAAAAUCAGGAACAAGCAGUAAUCACACUUCCAGCUCGCCUUCUGGAUCGUACAGCUCUGCACCCCAUUAUGUCAUCUACGCUGACAACUGGUUGACAGAGAUGCCCUCUGUGGAUGUUUUGUCCAACUUCAAUCGAUUUAUCCUCGCAUUCUGGAUGACCGAUAGUGGAGCCGUGGACAACGCUCAGUUCUGGGAGCAACUCGACUCAGAUACUAGACAACAAGUUCUCACAGAAUAUCACAAUGCAGGAAUCGCUUUGAUGGUUUCUGCCUUUGGAUCGACUGACUCGCCCACUUCCAAUGGUGCGGAUCCCGCUCAGACUGCUCAGAAGUUGGCCAAAUGGGUUAAGGAUUAUGGAUUGGACGGUGUUGAUAUCGAUUAUGAGGACAUGUCCGCCAUGAACUCUGCUAAAGCUGUCGCAUGGUUGGUCACUUUCCAAAAAGAAUUAAGAAGUUUACUUCCUUCACCAUAUAUCAUCACCCACGCACCUGUCGCACCAUGGUUCACAUCUGCCAAUGAUUACUCAGAUAAAGCCUAUGUGGCAAUUCACGAACAGACCGGUGAUGGAAUUGAUUUCUACAAUAUUCAGUUCUACAAUCAAGGUUCAGGGGUAUACGAGGACUGUGAUUCGCUCCUUUUCAAUUCAGGAAACGAUUGGCCCUCUACCUCGGUAUUCGAGAUUAAUUCAUCUGCUGGAUUACCCCUCGAUAAGAUCGUCAUUGGUAAACCUCUUGAUGAAGGUGCCGCGGCGAACGGUUUCAUCGACGCAUCUUUAUUAAGCAAGUGUGUUUCCCAAGCUCAGGCGAAAGGUUGGAAUGCAGGUGUCAUGUUUUGGGAAUGGACUACUUCUGCACCUUCGAUCAUGGGUACAGUGAGAGGAACCAACUGA
This is a messenger RNA of Kwoniella mangroviensis CBS 8507, 2157 nucleotides long. RefSeq lists its product as uncharacterized. The transcript has 10 exons. Gene Ontology annotation, molecular function: hydrolase activity, hydrolyzing O-glycosyl compounds. Bases 1 to 2157 code for a protein of 718 amino acids. Gene Ontology annotation, biological process: carbohydrate metabolic process. The record is from RefSeq and is a predicted model, not a curated record. Lineage: Eukaryota; Fungi; Basidiomycota; Tremellomycetes; Tremellales; Cryptococcaceae.